Phyllostomus hastatus (greater spear-nosed bat) is the source of this 600-nucleotide messenger RNA. RefSeq names its product interleukin 11 (gene IL11). The transcript has 5 exons. Gene Ontology annotation, biological process: positive regulation of cell population proliferation; positive regulation of MAPK cascade. The coding region runs from base 1 to 600 and encodes 199 amino acids. The record is from RefSeq and is a predicted model, not a curated record. Gene Ontology annotation, molecular function: cytokine activity; growth factor activity. Gene Ontology annotation, cellular component: cytoplasm. NCBI's taxonomy places the organism in Eukaryota, Metazoa, Chordata, Mammalia, Chiroptera, Phyllostomidae.
AUGAACAGUGUUUGCUGCCUGGUCCUGGUCGCGCUGAGCCUGUGGCCAGAGAGAGCUGCUGCCCCAGGGCCACCUCCUGGACCCCCGAGGGCUUCCCCAGACCCUCGGGCUGAGCUGGACAGCGCCGUGCUCCUGACGCGCUCCCUCCUCGCGGACACUCGGCAGCUGGCCGCGCAGCUGAGAGAGAAAUUCCCAGCCGACGGAGACCACAACCUGGAUUCCCUGCCCACUCUGGCCAUGAGUGCAGGGGCACUGGGAGCCCUGCAGCUCCCGGGCGUGUUGACACGACUUCGGGCGGACCUGUUCUCCUACCUGCGGCACGUGCAGUGGCUGCGCAGGGCAGGAGGCCCGUCCCUGCGGACCCUGGAGCCAGAGCUGGGGGCCCUACAGGCCCGGCUGGACCGGCUGCUGCGCCGGCUGCAGCUCCUGAUGUCUCGCCUGGCCCUGCCCCAGGCGCCCCCAGACCCACCGGCGCCCCCGCUGGCCCCACCGGCCUCAGCCUGGGGAGGCAUCAGGGCAGCCCACGCCAUCCUCGGAGGGCUGCAUCUGACGCUGGACUGGGCGGUGCGGGGCCUGCUGCUGCUGAAGACCCGGCUGUGA